Molecule: messenger RNA, 1011 nt
Organism: Fraxinus pennsylvanica
Lineage: Eukaryota; Viridiplantae; Streptophyta; Magnoliopsida; Lamiales; Oleaceae
Source: the annotation of a GenBank genome assembly
AUGGAUCUCAAGCCUUUCAAGCUAGACAUAGAUGAGCUUAUAAAUGAUUUUGUGAAGGGCGGAUCAACUACUUUUGCAGAGUUCAAGAGAAUAUGGCUUUCUAAAAAAUUCUCCUUUAUUUUUGAGGCUAGCCCUUCCACCAACCAGGCUUGCUUUAUGCAGUCAUUAUAUGCACAUUGCAUUGGCUAUAUGACUGGUUCUCUUCCAAAUAGAGUGGGCGGGCUGUAUUGCUUGUACUGCCUUUACGAGACUCAACCGUUCAAGCCACCUUUCAAAAUUUACUUAUCUCUUGGAGACUUGAAAAGGAUUAAGAAUCUCGUUGUAGACACAAAGACAAGAGAUAUAAAAGUUGUUUCUAUUUUGGUCAAAAGAAUGCUAGAGAGAAGUGUGUUUCUUUUUGGUUCUAUGGAUGCCAAUGAAGGCUAUGCAACAGAGAGAAUAAAUGAACUCACAGAAAUACAGAAUGCUCGUGUCCAAACAGCGUAUAAGAUGUUAUUUGCAAAAACAAGGCUUGAGCAAUUCAUCCACAUGGACUUGGGAAGGGAACUUGAUGUUGAUUUGAUCAAGAAAAAAGCAGCAGAAUAUGCAGUCGCCAAGGAUCUAUCCAUCAGAGAGGCCAGCAAGGCGAUAGACGUACAAAAUGUAAAUCACAUAGCAGAAAACAAGAUAUCGAUUGGAGACACGAUGGAGAAUAUUGCAGUAGAAUGGGAUUUUCAGAAAGAAACAUUCUAUCAGCAAACAGGGUUUGGUUAUCGACCUGCUGCAGAACCUUCACAGAAUAAAGAGGCUGAAUUCUUUGAACAGCAAUGUUCUAACCAGAAAAUCAACCAAAAUGAAGUCUUUGAAUAUACUGACAGUCGAGAGGGCAACGAGAAGUUUGAAGGACGGGAACACGAUGAUGACUUUGGUAAUGAACUUGAAAACCUGCUAUCUCAACCUUUUGAAAGUGAUAAUGAAGAAGCUGAGGAUAAUGAGCACUGGGAAGAUGAGGAUGAGAAGUUGGAAGAAUAG